Heterotrigona itama is the source of this 2937-nucleotide messenger RNA. Lineage: Eukaryota; Metazoa; Arthropoda; Insecta; Hymenoptera; Apidae. The record is from the annotation of a GenBank genome assembly.
UCUAUUUUUAUAUAUACGUAUACUCAAUGCAUAAAAAUACAAUAUGCGCAUGCGCAUACUCAUAUGCUUAUGUGAUAUAUGUUUGUAUAUAUCUAUACGAGAACACCAAUAUAUAAUAGAAAAUAACGUAAUAAAAUAAAGAAUAAUAGAGGGAAAACAAAUUAGUGUUUAUUAAAAACUAAGAACGAUUGGCAGCACUGGUGUUGGCAUACUUGCAUCUGCUUACUGACAGAACAGGUAAUAUUAAUAUUCAUUACAGACGAAGUAUAGAUGUACAAGAAGUAUGAAAUAUGGCGUCUGCGUUAGAAAAUUUGGAAACUCAAUUGGAGCUUUUUAUUGAAAAUGUUAGGCAAAUACGUAUUAUAGUAAGUGAUUUUCAACCACAAGGACAAAAUGUACUGAAUCAAAAAAUUUACAUUGAUCAAGGAAGAAAUCCACAAUUGUAUACCAAGGAUUGCAUAGAAAAAGCAUUAACUAAAAAUGAACAAGUAAAAGGAAAGAUUGAUGCUUAUAGAAAAUUUAAAGCAAACAUGCUUGUAGAAUUAACUAGAGUUUUUCCACACGAGUUGGCUAAAUAUAGAGCUAUACGUGGUGAUGAAUGAACCAAAGGUGGAUCAUACAGGACGACAAUGUUUUGUUGUUAAUUUUUUUACUAUAUCCUAAUUACUUGUACAAUAAAUAUUUAUUAAAGAAAAAUACCUAAUAGAUUAUAUUUUUAUGAAACAUUUUAUGAAUAUUAUUAGAACAUAAUUGUAACAGUUGUAUGUAAUAAAUAGAAUGUGGAUUUUUAUGCAUUUAUAAAAAGUUUAAAAAUACAAUGUAGAAACAUAAAAGCAUAUAGAACGUCAAAAAUAUAUCUGUGAGAAUAUUUAAUUAAAGAACCUCUAUUUAAAUUCUAUUUUUCAAAAUACUUUCGCAAAAAUAUGAAUUUCCAUAGAAAUCCGCAAUCUUAUGAUGAGAUAUCAAUUUUAAAAUAACUUAUUGUCAAUAAUCGAUUUAAAUGAUGAUUAUAUCAAUGAAACAUUAAAUCAUGAUGUCUUUAAAUAUUUUUUAAAAAAUUAUUGAACAAAUUAGAUUAUAAUUUAAAUUAAAGUUAAAUGUUAUUAACUUUUUUUUCAUUAAAUGAGUUUGGAGAAUUUAUUACGCCGUAAUAUCGAUACCCCACUUCAUGAUCUUUUGUCCAAUCAAAGUGGAUUUAGUUUAUAACCCGAAGCGGAUAAAAUCGCUUAAAUGAAAGCGUAUUCAGUCAUUUGAAAGACGAAUCUGCACGAAUAAAGUAUACAAAGUAUUAUUAUGAUCGUUUUAUUGUUUAUCGUAUUUGUUGCAAAAGUUAGUACGAGUGACAAUAUUCAAAAAUCAUAUAGUUCACCAUGGCAUUAUGAAUGCAAGGGUGGCUUGUGUAAGAAGGAAUUCAUCACAAAGGAAGUGACUAAUCCUACUUCGUUGGAAGUAUGUGAAUUGUUUUGUGAUGCAUCCAGUUCUCUGUGGCCAAAACCAACUGGUCAUCUAUCUUUGAGCAAAUAUAUGGUCCAAUUUGAUCCGGACAAAAUUAUGUUAGAUGAUGUACAAUCUGGAACUCAAAUUAAAUAUCUUCUUGAAAGAAAUAUAGUUUUAUUGAAGAAUAUCGUGAAAAAAGUUGGUGGUAAAUUAGCAAAUGCUGGCGGAAUGGAAAUGCUUAUUCGAUGUAAGGGCUAUCUCGAAAUGAAUAACAUUAAAUUGACUUUGCACACAGAUGAAAGCUACAAUUUAACUGUAAUGCAAAUGGAUAAAACGGUGAGCUUGAAGUUGGAAGUCACGAUCGCAGCGAAAUCAUAUUUCGGUAUACGACACGCUUUGGAAACAUUAAGCCAGUUGAUCGUUUUCGAUGAUUUACGAAAUCAGAUUCAAAUUCCGAGCGAAAUAUUGAUUAUUGAUGGCCCUGUGUAUCCUUAUCGUGGCGUAUUAUUGGAUACCAGCCGAAAUUUCAUUGACAAGACAUCAAUAUUGCGAACGAUCGACGGUAUGGCUAUGUCGAAGUUAAAUACUUUGCAUUGGCACAUUACAGAUUCACACAGUUUUCCCUAUGUUAGCAAAACAUGGCCAGAAUUUUCCAAAUUUGGUUCUUAUGCAACUGACAAGAUUUACAAUCAAAAAGAUGUGAAAGAAAUUGUUGAAUACGGUCUUAUUCGUGGUGUUAGGGUAAUACCGGAAUUUGACGCCCCAGCCCAUGUAGGAGAAGGGUGGCAAUGGGUCGAAAAUGAUACAGUUGUUUGUUUUAAAGCAGAACCGUGGAGAAAUUAUUGUGUUCAGCCACCUUGUGGCCAAUUGAAUCCUACUAGCGAAAAAGUAUACGAAAUUCUCGAAGGAAUAUAUAGAGACAUGAUUCAGGAUUUUCAAUCGGACCUGUUUCAUAUGGGUGGAGAUGAAGUGAAUAUAAAUUGUUGGAACUCUUCAGUUGUUAUUACAAAUUGGAUGCAAACAGUUGAAAAUUGGGAUCUAUCAGAAUCAAGUUUCUACAUGCUUUGGAAUUAUUUUCAACAAAAAGCAAUGGACAAGUUGAAAAUUGCUAAUGAUGGAAAGGAUAUACCUAUUAUUUUAUGGUCUAGUGGUUUAACCAAUGAAAAAAAUAUUAAAUAUUUGGAUCCUGAGAAAUAUAUCAUUCAAGUAUGGACAACCAAAGAUGACGCUACUAUUGGAAGAUUGUUACGAAAUAAUUUUAAAUUAAUUAUUUCUAAUUACGACGCUCUCUAUUUAGAUUGUGGUUUUUCAGCCUGGAUAGGGGAAGGUAAUAAUUGGUGUGCUCCUUACAAAGGAUGGCAGAUCAUUUAUGACAAUUCUCCAUUGAAAAUAAUUAAAUUGCAACAUCUCGAAAGUAAAAGACAUCUUAUAUUAGGUAAAUAUUUUUUUACGUUAAACUAUAAAGACUAUAUUGUUAUGAUUAUAAUAUUUGAUUUCGAA